Vespula pensylvanica (western yellowjacket) is the source of this 1927-nucleotide messenger RNA. It is a transcript of the gene mst, whose product is annotated as protein misato. The transcript is spliced from 5 exons. Gene Ontology annotation, biological process: mitochondrion distribution. The coding region runs from base 296 to 1912 and encodes 538 amino acids. Gene Ontology annotation, cellular component: cytoplasm. NCBI's taxonomy places the organism in Eukaryota, Metazoa, Arthropoda, Insecta, Hymenoptera, Vespidae. The record is from RefSeq and is a predicted model, not a curated record.
UUUUGCCCUAUGUUCCAUAUUUAUCAUAGUGAUGAUUACAAUAAGAGUAAAUUGUUUCUGAAUUAUCACGAAAGAGGGCAGAAUCGUAGAUUAUAUUAGGUUAGUUGACACAAGAUAUCGAAUUCUGGAGUUAAAUCGCAGCAAUUCAAAUUGUUUAAAUUGUUACAAAUAUAAUUGUUAUGUUAUAUUAAAUUACAUAGAGUAAUAUUUGAAUAAACAAAAACUAUAUGUAAUAAAGUUCGAAGAUUAAUUGAUCUUCUUUGGGUUGUUGUCUUAAAGAAGAAAUUAUUAAAAAAUGACAACACGAGAAAUAUUAACAAUUCAAUUAGGUCAUUAUUCUAACUUUAUUGGCACUCAUUGGUGGAAUCUUCAGGAAACUAAUUUUUCUUAUGAUCCUGAUAAUCCUUCAGAGAUAAAUCAUGAUGUUUUGUAUAGAGAAGGAGAAAAUUUCAAGAAACAAGUAACGUUUACUCCAAGGCUUUUAUUAGCAGAUUUGAAAGGCACUUUAGGUUACUUAAAAGAAAGUGGAACUUUAUACAGUACUCCGCAACAUGAAGAAGCAUCAUUAUUAUGGGAUAAAGAAAAUAUAGAAAUCACAGAGGAAAAUAUAUUUCCUAAGCCUGCCUUUAUAGAAAAUUUAGAUAAACCCAUAGAAGGAACACAAUCGCAAGAUUUUAAUCUUGAAAAUUCAGUAAAUACAUGGGUCGAUUACUUAGUGCCUAGAUUUCAUUCAAGAACAGUUAAUACUGUAAGAGAAUAUGAACAUAAUAGUAGCAAUCAUCCAUUUGAUAUUUAUACCUAUGGAAGAAAUUUAUGGAACACGGAACAAUUUUCAGACGAUUUCACAGAUAGAAUACGAGCUUAUGUAGAAGAAUGUGAUUUAAUGCAAGGUUUUCAAAUAUUAGUUGACUCCAUAGAUGGAUUUGCUGGACUUGGUGUCUCAUGUAUUCAACACCUAAGAGAUGAAUAUGGCAAAAGUAUUCUAGCAUUUCCUUGUAUCAAUGGUCAAAACACCGAACCAUCUGUAUCAGAUUUGAUUAAAGCUAUUAACAUAGCAUUAUGUUGGCAGCAUAUAGGAGAAUACUCAUCGCUCUUUAGUCCUCUUUGUUGCGGAGAAAAUGGUUGGCCACAAAUAGGCACUCCUCGAAAAUUUGACAACCUUACUUACGAAUUAGAACUUAAGUAUCACACUAGUUCUAUAUUAGCAACUGCAUUGGAUACAUUGAGUUUAAGAUAUAGACGGAAAGAAUAUCCUAACGUAGUAUUAUCCGAUUUAUGUGCUGAUCUUAAUAAACUUGGAUGGAAAGCAGUAGCAACCAGUCUAAGUUUACCUUUUCCAAUGACGGUAAAAAGAGAUUUGAUAGACAUAUUAGAUGAUUACGAAGGUUCUUUAUGGACAAGUUUGACACCCAGUUGUGAUAUACCAAUGGAUAAAAAUAUGCAAAGUAUAGCGUUAAGAGGAAUAUCGGAAGAAAGAUUGAAGAGACCGAUGAACGAAGCGAUCAAGCAAAUGUCGAAACCUGCUUAUAGAUGUUCUACCGUACACGAAAUGAUGACGCUUUAUUUAGCUUGUACAUGUCAUGCAUCAGCAACAUAUUUGUCUACUAUAAAAUCAAGUCUCAAAAUACAACAACCGUAUCCAAAAAUUUUCAACACUAACGUUACGGAAACCGGAGAUAUAGCAGGAUGGCCAGUAGGAGAAGACGUACGAUCAGUUCCAGUAAUGGCUGGAUUACAUUCUGGAAAUAGUCUUGCAUCCAUGUAUGAAUCUUUACAUAAUCAAGUACAGAGAAUACGCAGUAUUAAAAAGUUUCAUGCUUUUACCGACUCUGGCCUUGAGGAGGAUGAAUUUUCAGACUGUUUGAAUCAUUUAUUGGAUUGUAAAGAAACGUAUGAAGAUCAUUAUAUUUGAAGAGUAAAAUAAAAA